Haliotis rufescens (red abalone) is the source of this 2270-nucleotide messenger RNA. RefSeq names its product trafficking protein particle complex subunit 2-like. Gene Ontology annotation, biological process: endoplasmic reticulum to Golgi vesicle-mediated transport. The transcript has 5 exons. Gene Ontology annotation, cellular component: TRAPP complex; cytoplasm; nucleus. The record is from RefSeq and is a predicted model, not a curated record. The coding region runs from base 165 to 593 and encodes 142 amino acids. Lineage: Eukaryota; Metazoa; Mollusca; Gastropoda; Lepetellida; Haliotidae.
CGGUUCAGCGGCAAUUUUUACAUCACUUCCGGUUUUCUCAGAGGGAGGGUGUCUGUCAAUUUUGGGGAACAGGCGGAUGUAAAGCAAACACUUAAGUGUCCUUGUAGCCAGUUUUGUGUCGACACUGUUUAUAUACAAACACCAAGAUAGACAGUGUUUGAAGGAUGUCAGGAAACUACUACUUCGUUAUAGUAGGACACUAUGACAACCCAAUAUUUGAGAUGGAAUUUUGCCCUCCCAAUAAGGCAAAUGAUCCAAAGAGAGAUGAUCAUCGCCACCUAAACCAGUUUAUUGCCCAUGCGGCUCUUGAUCUGGUAGAUGAGCAAAUGUGGGUCACCAACAACAUGUAUCUCAAGAUCGUGGACAAGUUCAACGAGUGGUUUGUCUCAGCAUUUGUGACAGCUGGGCGAAUGAGAUUGCUGAUGCUCCAUGAUAUUAAGAAUGAAGAUGGCAUAAAAAACUUCUUUACAGAAACAUAUGACACUUACGUAAAGUUGGCCAUGAACCCCUUCUAUGAAAUAAACACUCCCAUCAAGUCAUCACCAUUUGAGAAGAAGGUCCAGUUCUUUGGCAGGAAGUAUCUCACAGGUUGAUAAGAAGACGAUCACUGUUAACUUUUUAAAGUGGGAGAGGACCAUGUGUUGUGAUACAGAGUGGAUGCUGUCAAGCAAAAGGUGUUUGUCUGUUAUUUGUUUAUUGAUUUUAUUGUGUAACCAUUAAGACAAGUGUUCUGUAGCAGAUGUGAUUGCUACCUGGAGAUACACACUAUGGUUGUCAUUGAACGUUUGUGCAAUAAAGUGCAUGUUGACAUUGAUUUAUACAUGGCUUGUUGUUGAAGAAGAUGGGACAAGUGAUGGUGUGGUACUGGGCUAGAAUAGGUCUUCAGCAACCCAUGCUUGCCAUAAAAGGCAACUAUGCUUGUCAUAAGAGGCGACUAACAGCAUUGGGUGGUCAAUCUUGCUGACUAGGUUCAUGCAUGUCAUCGUUUCCAAUUGUGUGGAUCGAUGCUCAUGAUGUCAAUCACUGGAUUGUCUGGUUCAGACUCGAUUAUUUCCAGACUGCUGUCAUAUAGCUGGAAUAUUGCUGAGUGCGGUGUUAAAAAACAAACAAACUAAUUGUAUAUUACAGGAUGUUAUUUAUUAAAUACACUUGUGAAGUGUGCUUCAUUGGUAUUCCAGAUCAGAACAGGUCCCUAGUACUUCACGCUUGUACAUGUUGCAAGAGAUGACUAAACUUGGGAUGAGCUCUGUGACUUAAUUAAUUGCUUUUAUCUGGUCUAUCUAUUUCAUUGUCAUUCUAGAAGUUGACGAGUAAAUAAGAAAACAGAACAUUAUGAAUAACAACUUCUGUUUUUUUGCAUUUAGAAAUGUUUUCAUGUACAUUCUUUCACUGUUAUCAAGCUGAAGUGAUAACCAUGAUAACGGUGUGAGAAUCAACAUUAAAACAUUGCUAAAUGCAAUAAACCAGUAGUUGUUAUCCACAACGUUGUGUUUUCUUAUCUGGUCAAGACUUGAUUUCUCACCAUGAUACAGCUGAAAUAUUGCAGACUGUCACAUUACACAUCAUUCAUUUUGAAGUUCAUCUCUCUGUUGGUCUGCCUCACCCUGAUUAUGUUUCUAUGUUUGUCAGCACCAUACCCGUGCUCGUGGGUUUCACCAAAGUGGUAAUCGUCUGAAACCUGCACCACUUCUGGCUUUCCUCCCACAUUAAGCUGACAGGCUGCGAUAUAACUGGACUAAGCGGUGUUAAACUAAAGUCACUCACUCUCUCUGUUGUCUUACCACAUUAAUCAACCAAAAGCCCAUUUCACAUUCCCUACACCUUGUACAUGAGUUUCUAACUACAUGAACUAGAUCCCAUGAUAAAGUACUCUGUAAUGUCUGCCCCUGCCCUGAUGGUUUCUUCUCAGAAAGUAUAAGAUAUAGUGUCAGUUUACUCUGAUUCCAGACAUGGGUACAAUGUGUGAAGACCAUUUCUGGUGUGCCCUGCCGUGAUAUUGAUGGAAUAUUGCUGAAAGCGGUGUAAAACCGUACUCACUCACUACUCUGAACAAAUAUAGCUAUUAGUGGGGUCUAGAAUUAAACAGACCACACAGGAACUGUUCAGUGUGACACUACCAUGAAAUUAUGAUUUUUACAAAUACAUGUAAUACAAUUCUACAUUACAGCAUACUGCCAGAUUCCACAACUCAUAUUUAAUAUGUACAGAAUAUCAGUGAUGUUACAGUAUAUUUACUGUAAUGGAUGCAUGGAAUAAAAUAUCAAACAAAA